Molecule: messenger RNA, 1878 nt
Organism: Plasmodium relictum
Lineage: Eukaryota; Apicomplexa; Aconoidasida; Haemosporida; Plasmodiidae
Product: eukaryotic translation initiation factor eIF2A, putative
Exons: 1
Coding region: 1-1878 (625 amino acids)
Biological process (GO): translational initiation
Cellular component (GO): cytosolic small ribosomal subunit
Molecular function (GO): mRNA binding; tRNA binding; translation initiation factor activity
Source: RefSeq, a predicted model, not a curated record
AUGAUACAAAAUAAUGAAUGUAAUAAUUUAUAUUUUUUAGCAUUAAGUAGAAAUAAAGCAACAAUAUACGAAUAUGAUGUGAAUUUAAGUAAAAAUAUAAUAGAUGAAAUCAAUGAAGAAAUUAAAAAAAAUGAAGAACAAAAUAAAUUAAGUAAUGAUAAUGAUAUAAGAGAAGAAAAUAAAGAUAAAACUAAAGUAAACUAUUUAAAUGAACCUCGUUCGAGGAUAUUUAAAAAAUCUACGAAUAAUUUUAAUGAUUUUUUAUUAAAUAGGGGCAUUAGUGUGUACAAAGAAUUUGAUGACGUAGAGCUUGCAACAUGUACUAAUGAUUAUAAAAAAAUAAUACUUGUUAGAAAAUCUAGCUUAAAUAUUGCUGAGAUAAUAGAAAUAAAAAAUGAUAAAAAUGUUACUUAUAUAAAAACAAAAACACAAAUUAAAAGGAUAAUGACUAGCCCUCGAGAUAAUUACAUUGUAUUACAUUGUCAAUAUAAACCUGAUAUAGUAAAUACUAAUUUAUAUGUCUAUAAAAUUGGAAGUAAAUCUAAUAAAAAAAAAAAAAAUAAAGACAAAAAAAGUGUAGAAGAGAACAAUAAUGAAACUGAAGAAAAUUGUGUGAACGUAAAUAAUAUUAACGAAAAUAAUAUAGAAAAAAAUGAUAAUAAUAAUAGAAAUGACAAUAUAAUGUAUAACGAAUCAUUGGUAACUGAAUUAACUUUAAAAAGUUUUAGUAAUUAUAAUUGGCCUUUUUUUAAAUGGAGUGAUAGCGAAUCUAUAUGUACAUGUUUGAUCAAUAAUCAAAUAAAUAUUUACAAGGGAAAUAAUUUAUGUACACCUAUUAGUAAAUUGAAAUUACACAAUGUAGAAUUAUUUGAGCUAUCACCAGAAUUAAAUAAUAAAGAAGGUAUUUUAUUAGCUACAUAUGAACACGGAAAUAAUGGAACUCCAUCUACUUUUAGAAUAUUCAAUUUAAAUGACUUAAAUAAGCAAAUUUAUUCAAAAAGUUUUUUUAAUUGUGAUGAAAUAAAAAUAAAAUGGAAUAAAAAUGGAACAGCAUUGCUAUUACAAAUACAUACACAAGUAGAUAAAGAAAAACAUUCUUACUACGGAUCUAGUAGUUUAUAUUUUAUUGAUACGGUUACUUUAAAAGAAGUUAAUAUAAUGGCUAACAAAGGAUUAAUAUAUGAUACAAUAUGGUCUAAUAAGCAAAAUAAAUUUUAUGUAUGUAAGGGAGAAAUACCAGCUGAAAUUGUUUUACAUGAUAAAAAUGGAAGUGUUUCCCAUUCUUUUGGAAGACAUAAGUACAAUACACUAAAAUUAAAUUGUAAUGAAAAAUUGCUACUAACUGGUGGUUUUGGUAACUUAAGUGGUGAUAUAUCUAUAUGGAAUACUAUAAGUAAAAAAGAAAUAACAAAAACAAAAUCAUCUUGUGCUGUAAUUUGUGAAUUUUUUAAUGACGGAAAACAUUUUUUAACUGCAACUACGAAUCCAAGGUUAAGAGUUGAUAAUAAUUUAAAAAUUUAUAAUUAUAAUGGUAUAAUUGUUAGUAGAAUUAAUUUUGAUGUAUUAUAUAAUGUAACAAUUUUACCAUUUAAUAAAAUAAAAUUUAAUGAAAAAGAAUCUAUUGAUAUUAAUUUAGAUAAUUCAAAUAUGCAGAUAUAUAUUAAUAAACAAUUAGGUAUCGAUGAAAAAAAAACAGGUAUAUAUAGGGCACCCAGAUCAAGUGGAUUAAUAAAUAUAAACGGGAAUUUGACGUCAAAAGAUAAUAAGACCAAGUCAUCUUUACCACCAGGCUGUAAUUUUGUUGAUGAAAAUAAAAGUUACAAAAAAAAAAAAAAAAAAAAAAGUUAUAAAAAUAAGCAGAAAAGAGAAACGUUUUAA